Ostreococcus lucimarinus CCE9901 is the source of this 948-nucleotide messenger RNA. Its product is annotated as MC family transporter: peroxisomal membrane protein. Gene Ontology annotation, molecular function: ATP transmembrane transporter activity; FAD transmembrane transporter activity; FMN transmembrane transporter activity. The coding region runs from base 1 to 948 and encodes 315 amino acids. The record is from RefSeq and is a predicted model, not a curated record. Lineage: Eukaryota; Viridiplantae; Chlorophyta; Mamiellophyceae; Mamiellales; Bathycoccaceae. Gene Ontology annotation, cellular component: peroxisomal membrane. The transcript has 2 exons.
AUGCCACCCGUGGACGCCAGAGACGACGUCGUCGAAGCCGCCGCCGGCACGCUCGGCGCGUUAUUAGCGCUCGUGACCACGUACCCACUCAUCACCCUGAACACGCGACAACACGUCACGCGACGCCGCGAACGCGACGGCGACGACGGCGACGACGCGCCGAGCACGUCCUCGCUUUCGUCCAUGUACGACGGCAUCGAACCCGCGCUGGUCGGGACGGCGUGCAGCCAAGCGGUGUACAACUACUGGUACUCGCGCGCGAACGGGACGUAUCGAGCGAGACGCGGAAGGGACGCCACGGGGGCGGCGAGCUUGGCGAUCGCGUCGUUCGCGGGAUGCGUGAACGUGCUGAUGACGCUGCCGAUAUGGACGAUCGUGACGAAGAUGCAAGCGGACACGGCGGCGGCGAAGCUACGAUCGGCGACGAGUGAAGGAGGGAAGAAAAACGGAGAUCAAAACGGGAGCGGGAAGAAGAAACGUUCGUUCUUCGACAUCGCGCGCGAGGUGGUACGGGAUGGUGGCGUGUGCGGAUUAUGGCAAGGGUUGACCCCGUCGCUCGUCAUGGUGGCGAAUCCCGCGUUGCAGUACGCGUUUUACGAAACCGUCGCCAAGUGGAGGCUCAAACGCGAUCGUAAAACGACGUUAAGCGCGCCUGAAAUUUUUGUAUUCGGCGCGUGCGCCAAAUUUGGCGCCACGAUGUUAACCUACCCCUUGAUGGUCGUCAAAUCUCGUCUCCAAGUCGUCUCCAAAGACAUGGCGGACGACCGCAUGCGCUACCGCGGCACAGCGCACGCCGUCCGAUGCAUGGCAGCCGAGGAAGGUUUGGGCGUUUUUUACAAGGGCAUCGAAACCAAGCUGACACAGACCAUCCUAGCCGCCGCGUUGAUGUUCACCGUGAAGGAGAAGCUCGCCGAGAGCGUCUACGCCGCGCGUCGCGUCCUCGUCUAG